Messenger RNA from Chironomus riparius, 3939 nucleotides. The record is from the annotation of a GenBank genome assembly. Lineage: Eukaryota; Metazoa; Arthropoda; Insecta; Diptera; Chironomidae.
AUGGACUACUGCCGUAUUUUAAGUAACAUAUUUAGUACAACGUUCUCGAAAGAUGAUGGAAAAGACUUUAUGUCAUGCAUAGAAGCUGCGAAUAAGCACUUGGAUCAAAAAUUGGAAAGUUUCAAUGAGAAAGUUGAUGAAGCAAGAGAUACAGAGGUAAUUGCACUUUCUAAAACGAUUGUCUGGGAUGUUGAAAGUACGGAGAAUGUAUCCAACUUGGUGAAAAUGUCAAAAGAUCGACUUUCCAUAACUUCCAAGUCAGCCUUUUCGACACUAAAAUGUAAUUCCUGUGUUAUCGCUGGAAGAUAUAUGUAUGAAGUUCAACUAAAGUCCAAGGGCGUUAUGCAAAUUGGUUUCUGCAGCUCUCAAUGUAAAUUUACACAAGAUACGGGCGUUGGCGAUACAAAAUAUAGUUAUGGAUUAGACGGCAGUAAGAAGCGGCUAUGGCAUGUAUACACGAAAAACUACGGUCCAUAUUGGCGAUCUGGAGAUAUUUUUGGCGUGUGUCUGGACAUGAGUAAAGGAAUAAUUGAGUAUUAUAGGAAUGGAUUGUCUCUUGGAACAGCAUUUGAAGAUAUUGAACGUGGAAUUGGAAUAUCAUUGUUUCCUGCAGUCUCACUAGCAUUUAAUGACUCAUUGACUGCGAAUUUUGGUGGAUCUCCAUUUCGAUAUCCAGUUCAUGGCUAUAAGCCACUCCAAUUACCACCGAUGAAACUUUUAUAUCAAGCUGAUCAGCUACUUGAAUAUUUAGUCAAUAUAGCUCGCUUAAUUAGCUCAAAACAUAAAGAAUCAUCAACCGUGCCAAAAUCACCAACAGACAUAUCCGUCGAUUCACUUUACAUGCUCAUAUCAGCGCUCAUCGUAGAACGAAUGAUUCCAUUGUUAAUUAAUUCAUAUGUGGUUGAAGAUAAAAUCAUUAAAAUUAUCAAGAGUUUAUGCGUGUGUAAGAGUACAAGUGAUUCCUUAAUUCAACCAGGCGUAAUUGGUAGUACAUUGGAGGCUUUCCUGUCACUGUUGUGGACGAACAUGGAAGAUUUUGAGAUUAAAAUUUUUCUCAAACGUUUAUUAAAUUAUUUAUCAAAUACGUUUAAGGAAACGCCAACUGAUCUCGAGUAUGAAAAUCAGCGGACGAUUAUUGUGAUUCUAACAUGCCUGUGCAAUCACACGCAAACGAGAAAGUUUUUUCUUGAACAUAAAUUCUUUAAGAAAAAUUGUUUACCUUUAUUUCUGUAUAUAAAACCACCUGACGAGUCAACGCUCGAGUUGUUGCUAUCUGACGAUAUAAUAUGGACGGAAGGAUUAGGUGGAAUAAAGGAAGUUUAUUUAGAGGCGUGCGAAAAGCUAAAGUCAUACACCUCAAUUUUGUAUGAGCGACAAAAGAAACUCAUUUUAACGUUGCUGAAUAAUGUUGAUGGUGACGAGAAUUCUCCGUCUAGUCGAAAAAUUUUCAUGAAUCGAUUUAGGAGCUUUGCGCUUGAUAACUUGUCGGCAUCAUUCAACACAACAACACAACCAGCUAUUGGUUUAUCACUUUUAUGCUUAUUGCUUGAUGUUGCGAAGCAGCUACAUGAUGAAGAGAAAUCUGAAAAGCCGUAUUUGAUAGUAAAUCAUCGAUAUUUCUACGACAACACCUUUAAUUAUGGACACAUUGAUAGAGUUGGUGGCGUUAUGUCUCAUUUGUGUCGGGUCUUUAAAAAGGAACUGACGAACGCACUUGGUAAUGAGCAUCAACAUGUUGAAAUUCCACCGGAACCCAACAAUCUCUUACGAGAUAUUUAUUCGACAAUGUUUUUAGUCAGCACUGGCAAUGGAACCAGUACAUAUUCAGUCGUUCGAAAUGCUCUCAGUGAUCAAACAAAUCAUCAACUUACUAUGCCGAUAUCGCCUGGAAAUAUUGACAAUCAUAAAUCAAUUUGUGAAAUUAUUGAUUGUACUAUAAUGUUUUAUCAAAGUGUAGCAUACAAAUAUGUUGUUAUGAUUGCUGAUUUACGAGACAAUAUAAGUCAUUUGUCAAACAUUUUAAUGGAGACAAAGAAUUGUCGUGAUGAAGUAACGAGAAAUUUGGAGGAAUAUAAGAAUUCUAUUGAGGGUGUCAGCUCGACACACGAUGAGAUAUUAAAGGAAUUGUCGGAGAAGUUUUGUGAGAGGAAGAACAUCUUUGCUAAACGUUCUAUAGAACUAGCAAGGAAGCAAGCAUGGUACCGAUCAGUAGCUUUAGGUACACAAAGAAGAAGUCUCUUAUGUUGGUUAACUGGAUGUGUCUUUAAGACAAUCGAAGAGGCUUCAUCAUCAAAUGUUCUCUUCUCAUUCGUACCAGAACAUUACAUUACAGUUCUACCGUUGCUUCUUGAUACAAUUUUGGACUUUAGCUUUCAUGAUUCAGGCUUACAGCAUGGUCUUGUUGAAAAUCAAGACUUAUUGGACAUGAGUGCUGAGUUUUUAAGCUCUCAUUUAGCUGAUUCGCGCGUUAUUAUCGCUUCCUGUAAAGAUGCAUUAAUUCAAGCUUUAGGAACGUUGACUUGUCAUCAAUCAGGCAUUAAGGCUUUAGAAAAUUGUUCUGAGGAAUCUCAACUGCUUCUUGUUCGUGCUUUGUUGCGAAAAUAUGAAAAUCGUGCUUGGGGUCAAAGUAAUUGGAUAAUGUUAAGAUUCUGGCUUGGUGAGAAUUCAGCUUUUGCUUAUCGUGAUCCACGACAACCGUGCAUCUUUCAGGAUAAUACACAAACGACCAUAACACUGCCAUUAAUUCGUGGACGACAAAAGAAUAGUUCACAUACAGGUUUACUACAUUUAAUAGCACCGCCGUGUCCAAGUAAACAUUUCCAGCAGCUUAUUAGACAAGUGCUUAUUGAGGAUGAACAAUAUAGCACUGGAUUUUUGAACUCGCUGCUUACUCAAUUAAAUUGGGCAUUUUCUGAAUUUAUUCAUAUUCUGCAAGAUAUUGAGAAUUUAUUACAACGAGACAGUCAAGCUUUACUGCCCGAUCCACGUCAAUUAAAAAUAUGUAGCAUGUGCUUUGACUUGACAAUAUCUUUAAUGCGUGCUUUGGAAAUGAUUGUUAAUAUAGCACCAGAAAUAUUUAAGGACUCAACACGACCAAACAGCGAUAAUUUAUUGGGACGAGUCUCACAAUUAGUCAUUCAAGUGCUGUCACGUGUCACUGUCCCACCAUCAUGCUUUCAAUUUGUUAUUGACUUGUGUCUACCAGAUUUGAUUAGUGUAACUCAUUUUGCUAUUUUGACAGCAGCGCUUGGAACCAUUCUUGGAUUAAUGAGCGAUGAAUUGAUUUUUGAGACGCUUGCAAAGCUUCCGAAAGUUUCACGUCACAUCCUGACUGAUUCCUCAUUUCAAAUUGCAUGUCUGGAAUUUGCGCUUGGCGAAAUUAAAUCUACCGUUCAUGUGCCUAAUGCUGAUCAACCGAGAGGAAAUUUCGAUCCUAAAUUAAAUCGAUUUGUUGAUCCAUUGACUAACGAAAUACGUAAAAUUCCAUCUCAUCGAUUGCUCAACGAACGGACAAUGAAAAACGAUCCACCCAUUUUGAAGUUUAAUUUGAGUGACUAUAUGACACACGUCACCAACGAUGAAAUCGAGAGAGUCAAGAAGUUAAUUGAAGUUUUACAAAUGCGUCAAUCAUUACUGUCUGAAACAACACUCGUUUCUGAGGAUGCUCUUUGCACAAUUUGUUAUGCACGUCAAAAUGAUGUAAUAUUCGAACCGUGCCUUCAUCAAUCCUGUCAUUCAUGCAUAAUCCAGCAUUUAAUGAGUGUAAAGCAAUGCUUUUACUGCAAGGCAUUCAUAACAAUGGUGAAGAAAAUGGACGGAACUAUUUUAUACACAAAUGAAUCAUCGCCAUCAUCACGCGCUGAUUCAUUGAAUAUUGAAUCAACCAGCACAAGUCAUCGUGAUACACAGGAUUUAGAUGACAUUGACACAAGUAACUGA